Molecule: messenger RNA, 3703 nt
Organism: Paramuricea clavata
Lineage: Eukaryota; Metazoa; Cnidaria; Anthozoa; Malacalcyonacea; Plexauridae
Source: the annotation of a GenBank genome assembly
AAAAUAUUAUACGGAAAUUGGCGACCGCCUAAAAUUCAGACUAGGGUAUGCGGGUCUUUAUGACCUCAUGGAGUUAAGCGUCCAUGCCUUGCAUAGCUUUAGAAUAGCUUUAGUCAGUUUAGACAAAAUUACUUCUACGUUUGUAUUCGAGCCAAAACAUGCAUACUUAACGUUUAAAGCAUUAAUAUCUUUCUCAAAAAGUUUAAAAAGUUUAAAAAAAGUUAGAAAAGUUAGAUUUUCAAAAAAAUCAAAAAAUUAGAUUAGGGUUGCUACGAGUUUUAGCUAGGGGUGUCAGAAAUGUUCUCACAGGGAAAACUGGCUUGUGGCAGGCAACUGAUCAUGUUAAGCACCAAUUGAAGUGUUUGUAGUGUUACAGUGGGUGGGUUUUACGUCAUGGCAAAACCCGAAAGUCAUUAUUGGUAAAUCUUAUUGACUUCCUCAGCAUCACUUCAGAGUCGAAACGAAACUGAUAUAUCUGCAGACACAUUUCAGAGGUACGGUUUACAGACGAACAACUGAAACCAGGUAGGGAAAAUGUUUCUAUGAGUCUCUUUCACAACAGAAGAUAUACAUCCGUUUUGAGAUUCGUUUAAUGUCUUUAAUUAAUGAAUAAUCCCUCUUAGUUUAAAUACAUGGCCAAGGGCAAAGUUGUAGACUCGAGGCGGCCGAGUGCAAUAUCUGUGAAUUUUGACUUGACUGUUUAUUCUGAUCAAAAACUUAUGACUUGACUUGGACUCGGAACAAAAUGACUUUUGUUACCAACCUAGCUUAACGUAUACACUCGUAAAUAUAUAGUCACUCAUGAGAAUGAACUUUUCUUCGACUUGCACUGAAAAUUCAUCGAUGACGAUGCAUAACGAGUAAUACAGCGACACGCCAAUAUCGCUGCAUCAUGUAUGACUGUGAGCCUGUUAUGUAUAGUGCAAUACUCACAACCUGGAAUAAAUGAUGCUUAUAAAGGUCUGGUCAAACGAGAACAAGAGUUGCAUGAGAGUUGAGAAGCGAGAGUUUGCAUGAGAAGUUUUCUCAACUCUCAUGCCCCGGCCAAACGAGAACAAGAGUUGCAUGAUAGUUGACUGGAUAUACCCCUUGUUGCGAAAGGUUUUUAAUCGCUACCGCCGCGGUUUCUUCGACAGACGAUCCGUCUCAACUACAAAUGACGGGCAUUUAAUGUUAACAGAGUUGGCUUAAAGAUUUAAUUUUUUCACAGGUUAUUUUGUUUAAUCUUCGUCAAAUUCUGAAGGAUGGAAAUUUUGUUGCGUUUAGUGGCUUGUAUCGUUCUGCUCGUUGCGUACACGACAGCAAAUAUUGUGCAAGGUGCGUAUCAUAUUUCAUAUAAACUCGAAUACUGAGCUAUUUUAACGCUAGGUUAAGUCACAAGCAAUAGACAAAUGUGAUUAUAUGAAAUCGAGCGCCAAAAGUAUAUAUGUGAAUUGUCAGAUUAUACAUCAUUAUAACCCCCGGAAAUUGCCCAAACGAAAAGAAGGUCACAUGCAGCUAAAUAUAUUAAAAUUCGGUAAACUCACCUUGCGGUUCGCAUUUAGAAUGUACGAUUGCCUAUGACAACCCUAAUCGAAAUAGCUGUAUUUUCAUUGUUACUUAGUAAAAUUGAAGCUCAGCCUCAGGAUAGACAGCGGAAAGAUUAUUAAUGAAACAGACAAUGUUGUUUAUCAAUGGUGGGCAAACUAUAGGAAGCAUUUGUGAGAAACUUUUGCUUUAUUGCUGCAUUACAAGUCAUGAUACCAGCAUUUGCUUGUCAAAACAUGCGGGUUGAAGGUUGUUACUAAAAAAACAGCAUUUGUGAAAUGAUAAUUGCUCUGCAUGCGAAACAAAAUAUUUAUGAAUUGGUUUUUAAACAUCAGUUUUGCUUCCCGGAAAGGAAAAUAUUGUUUCAACAAACAUGUAAUUAAAACAUUAAGAUUUAUAUAUAUGUUUCCACGAAAAUGUUACCUAGUUUAAUACUAUUCAUAUGUAAAAGUUAAAGAUAAUCGAAAGAUUUCACCCCAUUAAAUAAUGAAGAUACUUAAAAUCUGAUCCAGUACUAUUGCAGGAGGAAAUCAAAACCUGAACCGGCUAACUGUAUCUUCGUCAUGCUGGAUAAGUUCAAUCAGUUCUGAACUGGUCUUUCUAGAGGUCCAGUAAAGACCCUCUCGUAUUGAUUCAAUUUUGCUACAGAAGGAAACCCGAGUGUAGUCGGAAUCAAAGCCAGUUACACAAUCAGGGGUGAAAGACAUGCCACUGUAGUACUUCCCUCGUCGAGUGAAUCCUGCACUGUAAGUCGAGACUUGGGGAUUUAUUUAUAAGUUAGAGAACAGGUUUGUGCUGUUUUUCUUUUGCGUUUUGAGGAUUUUUCUCCGCGUUUCCUCACCAAAAACAAGAUCUUGGGUCUUAGCCGUUGUCAAGCACGUUUGUCACGCCUUGUGUAAUCAAUACUAUAAGCAACUCAUUAUUAACAAUGAUUAAGUGACUCAUUAUUUUUAAAGAUUCAGCUGAUGAAAUAGAAAACGAAGAGUUAUUUCUUGAAAAACGUCAACCAUGCCCCACGAUCACUUUCCCGUGUGGUCCUGGCUCUCCUAUGCCAACUGUUUGUCUGAACAUGAAAACCGCCAUUGCAAAUGGGCAUCCAUCACAACUUCAUCGCAUCACGGACAGGAAUGCCAUAGCUAAGAAUAGACGUGACUCUGGAUGCACAAGAAUGCCUAAACCACCAGGCAAGAACUGUGAUGAAUAUCCCUUUGCUUCAUCCCAAGAAGGUACGAAUAGAUCCGCAUUCAAGAGGUGUCCGUACAGGAGAGGUGAUCCGUAAUUGAGAAGUUUCUUUAUCAGAGUAGUGACCGUAUCAGAUAGGUACCCUGAUGGAAAGAUGCAUGCUUGUAUUAGAGGGGGCUCUGUAUUAGAGAGCUGUCCGGAUCAAACGGUGUUCGUUUUGGAGAGGUACUCGUAUUUGAGAGGUUUCUGUUAUAAGAGUGAUGUUUCGUUUAAGGGAGCCGUCUAUAUUAGAGCGGCUUCUAUAUCAGAAAAGUUUCUGUAUUUAUAGAGAGGUGUCUGUAUUAGAGAGAUGUCUGUAUUAGAGAGGUGUCUGUAUUAAAGAGAUGCCUGUAUUAGAGAGGUGUUUGCAUUAUAGACUAUAGACAAUUUUCUGUAUUAGAGAGGUUUCGGUAUUAGAGAGGUAUCCGUAUUAGAUGGAGAAGUCUCCGUAUAAGAAAGGUGACUGGAUAGCAAAGACGUGUCAGAAAGAAAGGGCUGUACGUAUUAACAAGUUGUGUUUGUAUUUGAGAGGUGUCCGCAGUAAAGAGACGAAUGUAUUAGAAGUGUGUGCGUAUUCGAGUUGAACCCGUAUUCUUGAAUAUUACUUUCGGCAUUCAGAUUCUCAGAGUCGUUCUUGAUCAUGAACAUUUUUUUAUUUUUUCAGGUGGAACAGGUGCUCAGAUUAUGGCUGUCCCAAUACGUGAAAACAGUAUGCAAGGUGGUUUGUUGGGCGGUUUUUACAGAUCACAAGGAAUUGGUGAUGGUGAUUGUUAUAAUGUCAUAGCUUAAUAAAUCUUCCUUUAGGCCGACAUAACAUGUGGCAAUUUAAGUUUCAAGAUAAUCAUGUACUUGUAGAAUUUUCUUUUGUUGAAGAACGAAAUUAAAUAAAACAGUUGAAUAAACAUAACGUUUUGUGAUUUUUAACACUUGGGUUAACAAAACAUUGUUUGAAUAU